This is a messenger RNA of Spirodela intermedia, 5092 nucleotides long. The record is from the annotation of a GenBank genome assembly. NCBI's taxonomy places the organism in Eukaryota, Viridiplantae, Streptophyta, Magnoliopsida, Alismatales, Araceae.
AUGCUGGUGCAGGAGCGAGCUUCCCACGCCGCCAAAUCCUCUCUCUCCGACGAGGAGGAAGACCAGCGGGAGCCCUCCGCUGGCAACGGCGGCGCCACCCGGCGGGACUACCCCCACGCCGGCCAUCUGCGGGAUUACCGCUUCUCGCGGCCCAAGAGCCUCGAAUUCUCCACCUGGUUCUCCGACAACCUCUACAAGAUCGUCGCCAUCUUCCUCCUCGCCACAUCCGUCGCCGCCCUCUUCUUCCUCCGCAACGUCGGCGACACUGCCGCCCUGCUCUGCUUCCAGUCUCGCAUCGCCGGAGACGCCCAAUCCUCCGCCUCGCGCCUCGCCUUCCCCCAUGUCUCCUGGAGAAGAAUCCCCCCCAUUCCCCCUCUCCCAGGCCCCACCGCCGCCUUCCGCGCCGAGCGCUGGAUCGUCGUCUCCGCUCCCCCUUCCCCCCCUUCCGAUUCCCUUCGCCGUCUCGUCCGGAUCCGGGGAUGGCAGCUCCUCGUCGUCGGCAACUCCGCCACUCCCCCAGACUGGUCCCUGAAGGGCUCCAUCUUCCUCUCCCUGGAGGACCAGGCCCGCCUCGGCUUCCGCAUCCUCGAGCACCUCCCCUACCGAUCCUACGUCCGCAAGACCGCCGGAUACCUCUUCGCCAUCCAGCACGGCGCCCGCAAGAUCUUCGACGCCGACCGCCGCGUGGAGGUCCUCGGCGACGAUCUCGCCGCCCGCUUCGACGUGGACCUCCUGGGGGACUCCGGGGCGGCGCAGCCGCAGCAGCUCCUGCUCCAAUACAGCCACGAGGAUCCCAAUCGCACCGUCAUCAACCCCUACGUCCACUUCGGGCAGAGAUCUGUGUGGCCGAGGGGCCUCCCCCUGGAGAAUGUCGGCGAGGUCUACCAUGAGCAAUUCUACACGGAGGUCCUCGGGGGGCGGCAGUUCAUCCAGCAGGGGCUCUCCAAUGGCCUCCCCGACGUGGACUCCGUCUUCUAUUUCACCCGAAAGUCAACGGCGGUGGAGACCUUCGACAUCCGCUUCGACGAGAAGGCUCCCAAGGUGGCGCUGCCGCAGGGCACCAUGGUCCCCGUCAACUCCUUCAACACCCUCUUCCAUUCUCCGGCCUUCUGGGGCCUCAUGCUCCCGGUCUCUGUGAGCACCAUGGCCUCAGACGUGCUCCGCGGCUACUGGGCACAGCGUAUUCUCUGGGAGAUCGGCGGCUAUGUCGCCGUCUAUCCCCCCACCGUUCAUCGCCCCGACCAGGCCGAGGCCUACCCUUUUGCCGAGGAGAAGGAUCUCCAUGUCAAUGUCGGGCGCCUGAUCAAGUUCCUGGUUGCUUGGCGCUCCAACAAGCCGACUUUGUUUGACCGGAUACUGCAGCUCAGCUAUGCCAUGGCGGAGGAGGGAUUCUGGUCUGAGAAGGAUCUGAAAUUUACAGUAGCAUGGCUUCAGGAUCUGGUGGCUGUCGGGUACCAGCAGCCGAGGCUGAUGUCGCUGGAGCUGGACCGCCCGAGGGCAGCCAUUGGCCAUGGCGACAAGAAGGAGUUCAUCCCCCGCAAGCUUCCGUCCAUGCACCUUGGCGUGGAGGAGACGGGAAUGGUCAACUACGAGAUCGGGAACCUCAUCAGGUGGAGGAAGAACUUUGGGAACGUUGUGCUUAUCAUGUACUGUAGUGGGCCUCCUGAUCGGACUGCUCUAGAGUGGAGGCUGCUCUAUGGUCGGAUAUUCAAGACCGUUGUGAUUCUCUCAGAGCAGAGCAAUCCGGAUCUUGCCGUGCAGCAUGGCCGAUUGUCGCAUGCAUACAGGUGGGUCCCUGGCUCUCUUUCCUCGUUUACUUCUUUGCUAUGCUAUGGUAUGCUAUACUUUUCUAAGUCCUUCUGUAACACUCAUUAUUUAGCUUCUGCUGUGUUUUUUUCUCUGAGUUUGUGCUUUCCUUUAUUUUUCGUAAAUUCUCAAUGUGAGAUGCCGGGUAAAAUAUUUUGGGAGAAAUUUCUCCUCCGCAUGGAGGAACACAGUGUUGAAGAACGCCAUGGUGAUCUUUAUCAAUCGACCAUCAUCUGAUUGAUGUGUGACAAAAAUAGGUGUAGGGUUCUAUUCAGUGGAUCUUUGAUGACUAUGAGGGGAUGCUGAUAUGGUGAAGGUGCAACAUGGGAAGGGCGUGCCCAAAAGGUAGGGAAAUAAUGGUGAUGAAGCAACAUUGGUGAUAGCUUAAGAAGGCGCAAGUAUGGUUCUUGAACAAGUCACUUGUUCGAUUAAGUUCAUUUUCUUCUGCAGUCUUGGAUUCUAGGAUGAUGGGAUGACCCUUGGGAUACUGAUUAGAGGACGUGUAUAGAUUGGAAGCACUGGGAAGGGCUUUUGUGAGUUAUGCUGUACAUAUUUUUAGUUGUGAGGUGUAAAGGUCUUUGUCAUGUUUUCUUCUGUCUCGGGGAUGGAUGCCAUUUUUAUUUUAUUUUUUUCUUGUAUCUUAGCUUAUUUCUGAAGUUUAGAUUAUGCAGUAGCUUAUCUCUAUCAAUAAUUAUUAUCGGGACAUAAUUGGUGCUAAUGAAGUCAAUAUGCGACAUGCUACUGUGCUCCCGUUCUUUGUGGAAUCUGCAUGAGCCAAAGAGAUGAAGCUGCUUCUUUUGCAGAUCAGUAUCAGAUGACUAAUUAAACUUUCUAAGUUCUCAUCCUGCCAUCUCCCAACCAAUAACACUAUUCUUGGGCUUCGGGCAUCCGUCAUCCACAACGACAAGAAAAAGGUGGAUCCAAACGUUUCGUUAAGUACCGUGACCCUGGCUCCCAUUUCUCUUUUUGCUCCCCGUCUCUCUACCUCCUCUUCUCCCUAAUCGAUUCUUACAGAGACCAACCCAUUUUAGGAGGAAUUCAUUUCAUCUCAGCUAGUCUGCUCGUGGUUGAAACUCCUGCUAGCCUGGUGUCACUGCUGGGGUUCCUGUUUCAACUGGGUAAGUGGAUGGCCCUUUUCAUCCCUUCAAGUUUCUUUCCGGAAGAAGUGGGUCGAAAUGCAUGCAUACAUCAGACUUAUGGGACAACUUGUUCAAACAGAUGGAUUAUACUUGGUUCUAUGUCAUCUCAAGGACCUGGGUGAGGUUGGAGCUCCUGGUGUAUUUAAGAGCAAGACAUGAGGAUCUAUGUUGAGUAAUGACUCACGUUGUCUUUGAUCAGAGGAGCCAAGCAUGGAUACUUUCUUUUUCCUUCACAAAUACCUCUAGGCUUUGGACAAACUUUUGUUGACGGAGAGACUGUAUUACAAAUUCAUAGAAAUGCUAUUUCAUGGACUUAUGGUAGUGAGAGUUGAUUGGUUCAUCCGAAUAUGCUUAGGACUCGGAAGUUGAUAAUCAUGUUGAUAACAGAAAAGUUAUCUUACUUUCACCUGAUAAUCACGCACUUUUCGAAUCUUAAUUUCACCUCAUAUAGGUUGAGAGAGGGUUUGAUCAGUGAAAAUAGCUUAUCUUUUGCCCAAUUUCUCUGCUGGGCUCUGCUGAGGUGAGCUGACGUUUUGUUUCUGAUAUCACCCCCCCUGUUCCAAAUUCCUCUUGGUUGGUAAAAAUAGGCAUGAUCCUCAGACUUUACCCACACCUUAUCAAGCUCUAGGGUUGGUGUCUGCUGAGUCCUUAUCUUUACUAACGACUUGUUGGGAAGUCUGGAAGAACAAUGGCCCUCACUCCUGAGUGUUGCUGUGAUUAGUUUGCCUUUAUCUAAAAUUGAUGUGUUGAUUUCCCGCGGGGAAGGCUGCAGCCAUUCAAAUCUGUGUGUCGUCUUGGUGGCCUGAUGGUUGGUGUUCAGGCUUGAAGUAUCAACAUUCUUGGAGCAACCAGAAAACAGAUAAAAAGCAUGCUAAAUAAUCAGAUCACGACUUUAUUUAAAUGGCUCUUUGUUUCCCUUCUGGUCAAAUCAUAACCGUGGACAGUAGAAGUGAGAUAAUUUUAUUUUUAUUCAAAAUUUAUAUAUGGUAUUAUAAUUUGAGAUUUUUUUUUCUAUUUUUUUGUAAAAAUAUGUUUUUCUCAAUGUUACAACGUAUAGCUGGACGUUUCGCCUUUGAGAUGGGUACUUCUUUUUUAUUUCCAUCCUCCAUUAAUGGGAAAGGCAAUUUAGCUCCACCAAAGCCCAUCCUAUAACCUCUGCUUUUCUUUGCUGCUCUCUCAUACAUGUGGUGCUGCAGAUAUCUUCCCAAGAUCUUCGAACAGUUCACUGGGGCGGAAGGGUUUGUAUUUCUCCAAGACGAUAUGAUUCUCAACUACUGGAACAUCCUGGAUGCCGAUAAGACAAGGCUGUGGAUCACAAACAAGGUAAGAUUACAGUACACAGCAGUGCAUAACAUAUCAUAAUGAGAAUUAUCCGGCCAUCCAACCCAAAAAUAGCAAACUCCAUGCCCAUGUUUAUAUCAAUUUUAUCUCUAAUGACCAAAAUGAGACUUUUCAUAUCCGCAAUUUAAACGGGAGCAACCAGUGGGUGGGGGCUCAUGCCAUGUCAGAUUGAGUUAUUGGAUCAUCCAACUCAAAAAAAAAAGAAAAAAUGCGAAAAAAUCACAACUUUAUCUCCAUGUGAUGAACCCAAUACGGAACUACUCUCACAGAAACAUGACUCUCCAUGUAUCAUGGAAUUUUAUAUCUCUUGGAAUGGGGUUAUCUCGCAGGUCCCGAGUUCCUGGUUUACCGUCGAUGCAAAUAGCAACAGUUCCAAAUGGGUCAUGGCGCAAAGCCAGAUGGUGAAGAAGAUUGUGGGCACCCUACCCGUUCAUUUCCAGGUCAACUACAAGGAGAGUAUUAGCGACGACAAGAUGGCCCUCUGUAGCAGCGAGAUAUUCUACGUUCCCCGCCGCCUGGUGGAGGACUUUGUCGAUCUCGUGGGGCUGACCAAGGACGUUGACCUCCACCAGAUGGCGGCGGUGCCCAUGUUCUUCAUGGCCAUGGAGCCGCCCAGCAGCUUCGACUCAGAGGCCCUCUCUUCCAUUGUGUACAAUAAAAAUCUCCCUUCCAAUGCCUCUUGUUCAAGCAUCUACUCCACCAAGGCGCCUGCGGUCUACCCGUGCAAUGUGCGGAGCGAGGUGGACUUCAUAAAGCUGAUAAGACUAAUGGCUCCAGGAGACCCCCUUCUGAUGGAGCUGGUGUGA